AACCAAGUUUUGUGGCAUCGUAUGAAAUUGGAAAUUUUACAUAUUUUUUCUUUAGAGAAAUAGCUGUGGAGUAUAUAAAUUGUGGAAAGAUUAUAUAUUCAAGAGUUGGCCGAAUGUGCAAAAAUGAUAAAGGAGGACAGUUUAUUUUGAAAGACAACUGGACAACAUUUUUAAAAGCUCGCUUGAACUGUUCAAUUCCAGGCCCUUAUCCAUUUUAUUAUAAUGAAAUUCAGAGUAUUUAUUUCAUUGAAAGUCAUCAAAUUAUGUAUGCUACCUUUACAACACCAGAGAACAGUAUAUAUGGCAGUGCCAUAUGUGCUUUCAAUUUUUCGGCUAUACAUAAAGCUUUUAAUGGCCCGCUCAAGUACCAGAGUAAUCCAAAGGCAGCAUGGGAGAAACAUACUGUAACUCAUAAACACUUUCAGUGUCAAAGUCCGGGCAGUACUCAGCACUUGUUAGAUGCAGAAGCCUAUCAAUUAACUGAUGAUGCUGUCCAAUCUGUACAUUCCAGACCAGUAUAUAUGAGGGAAUUGGAAAGGCUGAGCUCUAUUGUUGUUGAUGUUGUCUCAACUAAGUAUCAUGAUGACAUUCAUGUUUUGUAUGUUGCAACAAAUGAAGGUGAACUUCGAAAGCUAGUCACUGUUCCAAACUCACCAGAAAGUUGCCUGAUAGAAAAACUUGAAAUUUUUCCCCCAGGAAAAUCUCAGAAAAUUAAAAUCUUGAAACUGCUGAAAGAUACAAAUUCAUUAUAUAUUGCAACUAAUGAUACAAUUCUUCGAGUUCCACUUCAUCGAUGUGAGCGUUUUGAGAAAAAAUCUGAUUGUUUAAAUUCUUUGGAUCCAUACUGUGGAUGGAAUGAGUAUCAAAUGGCAUGCACUACAGCUCCUCAUCGUAAUCCAUUGAGUAGCUUUUGGGUGCAGAACCCCAUACGGUGUCCAAAGCCUGAUGCUCCAGUUGAUGGUGACUGGGGAGAUUGGUCAAAAUGGGCUCCAUGUUCUCAAUUAAAGAAAGAUUCUUCUAAUGAUGGCUGUUUGUGCCGGGAGAGAUUUUGUGAUAGACCUAGUCCAGCCAAUGGGGGUAAGAAAUGUGAUGGCAUUUCAAUACAGGUUACUAAUUGUACAGUUCAUGGACAAUGGACAGAGUGGUCAGCUUGGUCUGCUUGCUCUCAGUCUUGUGGAGUUGCUAUUAAAAUGAGAAGAAGGACUUGUGGUAAUCCUGCACCAAGCUAUGGAGGUCACAACUGUAUAGGGCCUGAAAGAGAUGAAAUGUAUUGUAUAGCAAAUCCUCCUUGCCCAGUUUACAUUCGACUGCCCAUACAUGGUCAUUGGUCAGAAUGGAACUCUUGGAGUGAGUGUAGUUCUCCUUGUGGAGGUGGAAUUCAAACUCGAGAACGCAGUUGUGAUGAUCCUAUGCCUCAGUAUGGAGGCAAGGAGUGUAUUGGUUGUCACCAGGAUUUUCGUAUUUGUAAUACCCACAUGUGUCCUGAACAUAGGAAAACAUCUCCAUGGACUUCAUGGAUGAUGGUGAACUUCACAAAAGAUGGUUUCUUUCAGCAAAGAUUCCGAGCUAUAUGUCGAGCAAAUGUUGUUGAUGUGAAUGAUAUUCGCUUAGGACAUUUAAAGAAAGAAGAGAGAUAUUGCUUGGAGGGCAGCUCAGGUUGCUCAGAUCCAGGUUCUAAGAAUAUUGAUGUUGACUGGUCUGAGUGGUCCGAAUGGUCAUCUUGUUCUGUCACAUGUGGAACUGGUGUACAAUACAGGGAGAGAACAUGUGACAACCCAUCGCUUUCAGGAAGUGGUGCAGAAUGCAAAGGUUCUUCUAGAAUAGAAAGACAAUGUGAAUUGCCACCCUGUGAUGAAUCUGAAGGUUGGGAUGAAUGGACUGUUUGGUCUCUCUGCGAUUACAGACAAGAACAGCACAGACAACGUAAAUGUAGAAUUGAUGUUCCUAGCUCAAAGUACUGUUCUGGUGCUAGUCGGGAAACCCGUCUAUGUGUAAAUCAAGUAGAAGGUGUGAAAUAUGAUGUUGAGGAAUCUCAUGUUGCUGAAGACGAUGGUAUAUACAUGGAACAUGUAAUUGUUGCUUUCAUAGGAGGAUUAGCUGCUGGCUUAGCACUUGGAACAUUAGGAAUGUAUUUUUUCAAGCAGAGAAAAAUUCAUGACUUACCACGUCUUACUCCAAGAGGAACAGAUGCUAAUCUAUAUAUAUCAAAUACAGAGUGGAAAGCAGCUAGACCAUUAACUGAGAGUCCUUUAAAAGUACCUCAGAAGGAAGCAACUAUAAAGCGCAAUUGCAAUGGGACUCUGACACGAAAUUUACGGACACCUCUGUAUUCAGAGGAGAGCUAUUGUACCUGAAGUAGUCAGAGCUUGAGUUUAAAACUCGUAUAACUGGAAUCUAAGAUGAAAAGUUUAACAGUUAUGACUCAUUUUUGAGGAUCUGUGCUGUGGUCCAAUACAGGCUAGUCGAAUUAAAAAAGUUCAGAUAUCAUAUGUGCCAUUAUGUUCAAGGAACUGUGUAUAGCUCCCCCCUCAAUUUUCAGAUUUAAAUUGCUAUUCAUUGCAGAGCGAAAAAAGUUGUUCAACUGUGUGAUGUUGCCAAACAUAUAAUACAUACUCUUUAAUUGUAAGAAUGAUGGAACUGUCAUAGUUCGUUUUGUACAGUGAAUGUUGCCAAACUGAUUAUACACAUGACUUUCUCUUAGUCAAAUACAGGCAUUCAUCAUGUAUAUUUAUAAAGAGUUAAGUUUCAUUUUCUGUCAUUUUUAUGCUUGAGAGCCAAAAAAAGAAAGAUAUUCCUCGAAAGACUCAGUUUUAAUCAAACAACUUUCUGAACAAUCUUUGUAAAAGUGAUAUGUACACAGUCUAUCAAAAUGCAUCCCUGUAAAGGAAGUAUGAAAGAUUUUAACAGAAGGAAAUAUCAUCAUGCCAGUGUUUCAUCACAUUUUUGUAAAUAUUGUAAAAUUGUUUGUAUUAAUAUUAUACCUCUUCCAUCAUCCGAAGAGAUUAUGAGAUACACCAGUUGAAUUCAAUAUUCAGUUAGCUAAUGCAUUUUUAGAAAUUAUUUGUAUGUUUGCAGUUCUGUAUUAUCAAGAUUAUUCAGAAAUUAUUUAAUCUGAGGAAAAAAGAACAGUUUAUUGAACAAUUGAAUGAAAACUGUCAGUGAGUAAAUUAUCAACUGAGAAACAAAUUAUAAUUUUCAUGUGUGAAAUUUGAUGAAAUUAUGCUGUAAAAAAUUUAUAUCUUUAAGCAGUGAACAAACAUAAAAUAAUGAAAUAUUUUUAAGCUUAUUUUAUUUGCAACAGAAUUAUUUUUAAUAAUAUUAUUUCUGUAUUAUGUAUUAUGUUAUGAAUCUCAGAACACUGAAAAAUAGGAAUUUUCAAUUUAUAAUUUGAUUUUGCUUAAUAUAGCUUAUAAGAGCAAAUUUUUGUUAUUGUACAAAUGUAAUAUAUUUUACUGUUGCUCAAAUAUUUUGCAAACUAUUGUUUUUGUUAUACUUGUCUGUGGCCAAUAGUGUAUAUUUUGUAUAUUUAUACAUGGUGCUGAAAUAUUUCAAGUGAAAUAUUUGGCACAAGGAGUAAUUGAAAGAGAUGAUUUAUUGUGUUGUCUUCCUUAUGUUUGUUUGUAUUAUUUUGAGCUUGAAAUAUUUUCUGAAAUGACAUGAAAGAUAGAUUUUCUUAUAGAAAUUAAAAUUAUCCUUAUGCAAUAGCACAAAGAGAGCCCUAAGUAUUGGAGGAGUAAUAAGUACAAUAGUAAUAGAAUUUUUUUAUUUAAAAUUUCAGUGAAACGUAUUUUUAACUUGUAUUUUCUUUGUUUUGGUACCAUCUCUUGUACUAGUUGAGAUUACUAUUGAAGCUACUAAUUGAUCUCACUUUAAUUAGCCAUUUGAAAACACAAUUUAGAUAAUUCUGUCAUACAAAUCCAUUUCCAUAAUUUAGCAUCUUAGAUAUGUUUGGGUUGUCAUUACCUGCAGGUUCAUAAAUAAGCUAAACUUAUUCAAUUAAUCACAUUUAUUCACAGUUACAUAGUGAAAGAAAAGAGCAUGUUACCAAAACAUUUCACACUGCGUUUCUGCACGCUAGCGAUAACCACACAGGGACGAGGAAGGCCAAAAAAACAAAAAUCAGUUCACUGUGGAAAAACGUCUAGAGUUUAGUUGUAGCACUGCUAUAUAUGAAAAAGACAAACAGUUAACAUUUAAAAGUUUGUUCCAUGUUGCUGCAACCUAUUUUCUUAUUUCAUUUACGAAAUUUUUCUUUUUGCUGUCCUUUCUAAACAAAUAGUACUUUUAAAAAUUGCUCUACAGAACACAAAACACCUUUUCAUUUUAAUCUAGUUUAAGUAAUUUUAAUUAAUUAAUAUUUUAAAAAAACUGCUGGAUUUGAUAGCUCUAUAAAAUCUAAUUUGGUUCAUUUUAUUAAGGAAAAAAGAAAGCAAGUGAAAUAGGAAAAUUAUUUUCUUGUUACAUUAUUAUUAUUAUAUUAUUAAAGGUAUGUAUAUACAUACACAUGUUUACACUCAUUACAUACAUAUAUUUAUGAAUCCAGUUCUGAUAACAGAAAAAUACCCAAAUAAAUUUCAGAAAUACAUGUGAAAAUAAAUGUGAACCACUGUAUAACUUAAAAUUAUUCUUUUUGAAUAACCUGUGUAAUUUAUAAAGUAAUAGUUUUGACUUCUUACCGUAUCAGUGUUAAACAUACUGAAGAAUACUUUUUAAAGGGAAUUUUUUUUGAUGGCAUAUAAAAUUUAUAGAAAUUUAUAAAAUGUAAAUUUUAGUUAAAUGUUGAAUAUUUCACCUUUAUGCAUCUUAAAAUUUUAAAAAUUAAUAAAAAUAUUGCAUUUAUUGUUUGUCAACAAUUUUAUCCAUCUUGCAUGUGUAAUGCAUUUCCCUUUCAUAUCAAUGAUUAGCAAACAUAAACAAUAUUUUCUGAAGCAAUCAAUCCAGAAUAAAUUUUAUUCUAUACAAUAUCUGUGAAACUUAGCAGAUACUCAUAAAACUUUCUUAAAAUACUAAGACGAUCGCCCAUGGUCCAGAUAAUUUUGGUCUUCCGUGGAGAUGAUCAUUUUAUAAAACUGAUGUUCAAUAUCACUAUUUAUUUAUGUUUUAAGAAAUACAGGUCACUUUUAGAGUUAGGCUAUACAAAUCUUAAAUGCUUUAUUUGCCUAUUAUUUGUGAUACAAUUAUAUAGAACAAGUUAAAUUCCUUCAAUGUGUAAUUGCCAAGUAUUAAUCACACUUGAUAAACUCUUUAUACUUUACUUUUUAUAAAAUCACUGUUAAAAUUUUAGGUUACUGUAUUAGUUUUUAUUACCAAAUAUUUAUUUUCAGCAAGUUAAUAUAACUAAUUCAUAUCUUCUUGUCUUGUCUAUGUGUGCCUUUCAGAUUAAAUCAUGCUUUGCGUGCUAUAUUUGCCCUUUAGCCAAAUGUGCCUUUCAUUUUUGCUGUCCUCAAUGUAUUAUGUAUAUUUUGUACAUUUUAGGUUUUUAAUAAAAUUACAAAUUUAUGUUGA
This is a messenger RNA of Stegodyphus dumicola, 5505 nucleotides long. It is a transcript of the gene Sema5c, whose product is annotated as Semaphorin 5c. Gene Ontology annotation, molecular function: chemorepellent activity; semaphorin receptor binding. Gene Ontology annotation, cellular component: plasma membrane. Lineage: Eukaryota; Metazoa; Arthropoda; Arachnida; Araneae; Eresidae. The record is from RefSeq and is a predicted model, not a curated record. Gene Ontology annotation, biological process: neural crest cell migration; axon guidance; positive regulation of cell migration.